AAACCCAAGCCAUCAUCAUCUAUCUAGACUAGAGCAAGCUAAGCUCGGCUAGCAUUCCAGAAGCUGCAUCUAUUAUCAGCUACCUCUCGAUUCAUCGCUUGCGAUCGAAUGGAGAAGAUGAACGUGGUUGCGAGCAGGAAGCAGCCCGGCGACUGGAGCUGCCGGUCGUGCCAGUACGUGAACUUCUGCAAGCGCGACGCGUGCCAGCGCUGCGGCGAGGGCAAGCUGGGCGUGGAGCGCACGGACUACGCGGCGCUGGGCGGCGACUGGGACGUGAAGCCCGGCGACUGGUACUGCUACCGCUGCGGCGUGAACAACUACGCCUCCCGCGCCAGCUGCUUCAAGUGCGCCGCCGCCAAGAACGAGUCCACGGCCGCCGUCGCGCAGGGCUGGGGGUACACCGUCGCCGGCCAGGCCGGAAUGAUGCCCGGGGACUGGAUCUGCCCAAGACUGGGUUGCAACGUGCAGAACUACGCCAACCGAACCGAGUGCUUCCGGUGCAGUAUGCCCAAAUCAUACUACGGUUGAUGGGGCGCGGCGGCCGGCCGGGCAACUACGUAAACUGAUGAGCAAAACAAACAAAAAAAAGACAUAAUAAGCCGUACGAUGAGCUUGAAGAGAGAGCUAGAUACUGAUGAUGGUUGGUCAACACGCCACGAGGACAUUUAACCAUUUUCCUUUCUUUUUUUGUCACCCUUUCGAAUGAUGCAUGUAACUAUAUUCACCCUUUCGAGCAGCAACUGAAGCUAAAUAGGAGAGGAGGAAUGUGAAACAAAACCCAAAAAAAAAACGUGACUGAUCGAUUAUGCCAACACUAUGUCAGUCUGUUGUUUGUCCCGUACGUCCCUUUUUUCCCAAUAAAAAGCCGAGGUUGAAGAAA
Molecule: messenger RNA, 880 nt
Organism: Zea mays
Lineage: Eukaryota; Viridiplantae; Streptophyta; Magnoliopsida; Poales; Poaceae
Product: zinc finger protein
Exons: 3
Coding region: 109-528 (139 amino acids)
Cellular component (GO): cytoplasm
Molecular function (GO): mRNA binding
Source: RefSeq, marked provisional